UCACGACUUCCAUAGACCGUUGUCAAUUGUUCAAAAAACGAUCAGGAUAUUUAAAUAUCAUGCGCUAAAGUUGUCCCAUUUUCCCGCACAGUACUCUAUCACCUGAAAUGUGGUAGGACGGUAGGUCGUCCACUGUGCAAAUCAGAAGGCUUUUAUAACAGACUUCGCACCAAAGAGGAAAAUGGAUAACUUACAACAUUAACAUUUUGAAUUUAUAGCUGUGUCGGGUUCAACGGUUUAAACAUAACUUGUAACACGAACCACAAACGGCAAGUUUUAGUUUGUUUUCGCCGAGUAUAAGCCAGUCAGUUGCAGUGCGGAGUUGGUUGGUAGCAUUUCUAAAAUGAUUGAAGCGUUUUUGCGACAAUGGACCGAUACCACAACGGUGAUAAUUUUUCUUGUCACAUUGCUGUUUUAUUACUGGUAUCGGAGACCUCUUCGGUUUCCCCCUGGGCCACGUGGAUUACCUUUGGUUGGGGUUUUACCGUUUUUAGGAAAAUACACAGCACGAACGAUGCACAAAUGGAGCAAGAAAUAUGGUCCGGUGAUGUCGGUGCGAAUGGGAAAUGAGGACUGGGUUGUCAUGGGAAACUACGAAGCUGUUCACCAGAGCUUUGUAAAAGCAGGCAACGUGUUCUCUGGACGUCCUGUGUUGAAGGUGGCGAAUGAGAUAGCUGAGGGCAAGGGAAUUGUUAUGAGAGAUUUUAACACAACAUGGAAAACACACAGAAAGUUUGGAAGCAUUACUCUUCGGGGGUUCGGGGUUGGUAAGAAGAGCUUAGAAGAUCGAAUCUAUGAAGAGGUGGAGGUAAUGAACAAAGAAAUUCUUUCAAAAGGAGGAAAACCAUUUGACAUCACAGAAAUCUUGACCAACGCAGUCAUGAACGUCAUCAGCAUCAUAACUACCGAUCAAAGGUUUGAAUAUGAUGACGAGCAUUUCCGACUACUUCAGCAAAUUUUCACGAAAUGGUUCCUGGAACCCGAGAACACAGCUGCUUUCGCGAACAUAAUUUAUGUUCCUUUGCUUUGCAAUAUACCCCCUUACCGAAGCAAGUAUUUGGAAGUAAAACGGGACAUGAAAAGGGUUUCAGCCGUUUUUCAACAAAUGGUAGAGCAACAUAGAAAAACCUUUGACAAAAAUAACCUUCGCGACUUUAUUGAUGCUUUUAUUUGUGAAGGGAAGAAGGGCACAGACGAAAGUUUUACGGAUGGGCAGCUUGUACAAUAUGUGCGUGAAAUGUUCGAAGCUGGAACAGAAACAAUGACAGGAACUGUCAGAUGGGCGAUGCUGUGUCUCAUCCAUUACCCAGAUGGGCAAAAAAAACUUCGGGAAGAAAUAUUUGAAGCAAUAGGUAACAACAACCGCCCGAGCAUAAGCGAUCGCAAAGCAAUGCCAUUCACCUCAGCUUUUAUACAAGAGGUGUUUCGAUUUCGCACUCGCGUUCCUUUGGGCGUCCAACACAUGACAACACAAACCGUAAACUUCGCAAACUAUGUUAUUCCAAAAGGAACCACGAUUCUUGCCAAUAUGUGGGCGGUGCACAACGAUCCUGAUGUGUGGGACGAACCAAGCAAGUUUAAACCUGAGCGUCACCUCGAUGACAAAGGAAACUUUGUUCAGUCGAAUCACGUGAUACCUUUCUCGGUGGGCCCACGUCAUUGCUUGGGAGAACAACUUGCUCGAAUGGAAAUCUUCAUCUUCCUGGUUUCAAUGGUUCAGAAGUUUGAGUUUCUUCCGGAUCCGAACGAACCAGAUCUUCCUGAGAUUGAUGACGGAGUUAAGGGCAACGGUUUCUUUCCAUACCCGUUCAACUUUGUUGCUAGUGAGAUUUAAUCUAAUGAUUUCAAUCAACGUUUCUCAUAUCAUAAACAAAGUCACGAAAAUUCAGAAACAUAUUAUGGUAUACAGGUUGUAGUUACAGACAACCUGUUAUCAAUGUAAAUAGUCGAUGUUUAAUAUCAUGUCGUAUCAUUACAGACUCCAUUAGUAUCUGAUGGCUUUGUUUUAAUAAAAUUUACGAGAUGCUA
Ciona intestinalis (vase tunicate) is the source of this 2028-nucleotide messenger RNA. The record is from RefSeq and is a predicted model, not a curated record. NCBI's taxonomy places the organism in Eukaryota, Metazoa, Chordata, Ascidiacea, Phlebobranchia, Cionidae.